UUGCUAGACUUCUGGGUCAAGGAGUGGGGACCUUCACCAACAUCUGUUCAUCACUUUUCCCCUAUAUAACCUCAGUGUUUUCUGCUUCUUGCCAUAACUAUAAAACAUAGGUUCAUUACCUCCUUAGUCCAUGGAUAAAUCACCUCCAACAAAGCUUCAGCUGCCCGGCUUUCGGUUUCAUCCUACUGAGGAAGAGCUCAUUGAAUUCUACCUCAAAAACACCAUCCAGGGGAAGACAUUGCAUUACGAUGUCAUUGGUGUCGUUAAUAUCUAUGGUUAUGAUCCUUGGUAUCUGCCAGAGUUGGCGAAGAUUGGGGAGAGAGAGUGGUACUUCUUUGUGCCAAGGGACACAAAGCAUGGCAGUGGAGGGAGGCCUAACAGAACUACUAAACGUGGGUUUUGGAAGGCCACAGGCUCUGACCGCAAAAUUGUUACCUUAUCCGAUCCCAAGAGAGUCAUUGGACUGAAGAAGACUCUGGUUUUCUACAAAGGAAGAGCACCAAGGGGCUCCAAGACUGACUGGAUCAUGAAUGAGUAUCGUUUACCCGCUUCAUGCCCUUCCCACAAGGACAUAGUGUUAUGUAAGAUAUAUAGAAAGGCGACAUCUUUGAAAGUGUUGGAGCAAAGGGCAGCAAUGGAAGAGCGAAUGAAGACAGACCAUAGCGUUACAUGUUCUGAUCCUCCAUCUCUGCAACCAAUGUCACCAUUGAUUUCAGGGGACACCACCACCACAUUUUCUAGCAAAAACCAAGAAUUGGCAGUGCUAGGAGUGACACAACCAGUUAUGAAGAAAGAAGACGAGGAAGAAGAGACCAUGCUCUCGUUUCUAUAUGACGAAGCCACAGAAAUUAAUAAAAUCCUGGAGUCUACAAUUAUUAACUGGUAUGGAGAAUUUGAAUCUCCGGUUGUCCAGAGUCAGUACCUAGGACCCCUUUUUCACACCCUUACUUAGCCCUUGGCUUGACAACUGGUUUAGCUCUUAUGCAGAUGUAUAUAAUGUUUAAUGCUUCGUAAGAGGCUUACAGAGAUAUGAUCAUCACCCUGAUGUUCUUGUUGCUAGAUGAAA
Molecule: messenger RNA, 1066 nt
Organism: Daucus carota subsp. sativus
Lineage: Eukaryota; Viridiplantae; Streptophyta; Magnoliopsida; Apiales; Apiaceae
Product: NAC domain-containing protein 6
Exons: 3
Coding region: 131-952 (273 amino acids)
Biological process (GO): regulation of DNA-templated transcription
Molecular function (GO): DNA binding
Source: RefSeq, a predicted model, not a curated record